Molecule: messenger RNA, 2166 nt
Organism: Fraxinus pennsylvanica
Lineage: Eukaryota; Viridiplantae; Streptophyta; Magnoliopsida; Lamiales; Oleaceae
Source: the annotation of a GenBank genome assembly
AUGGACAACCAAAAGAGCUCUGGGAGGCGCCACGAGCAAUCGUCUUCGAGUUCAUCGUCAUCUCGGAGAAGCUUGAAGAGGAAACCGGACGAUGAAUUUAAAGAAGAUCGGUUAAAGAUCGUCCGCGACGAUUCGAUCUCUCUUUCUCCUCGUGGAGCGCAACGAAAAGAUCUCGUGAGUGAAAUUCGUGCACAAGUCGAGAUCCUUGAGUCGGCGUUCUCGUAUACCGAGGCGGAUCGCGCGUCUGCUAAACGCGCAAUCCACGUUCUCUCCGAACUAGCAAAGAACGAGGAAAUAGUGAACGUGAUAGUGGACUGCGGGGCGGUUCCGGAAUUGGUGAGGCAUCUACAGGCACCUCUGCCGUUGAGAGAGGAUGACACUGGUCCGAGGCCUUAUGAACAUGAAGUCGAGAAGGGGAGCGCCUUCACGCUUGGACUCCUUGCCAUUAAACCAGAGCAUCAACAACUCAUUGUCGAUGCUGGAGCUCUACCUCAUCUUGUGGGUCUGUUAAAGAGGCACAGGGAAAAUCAAAACUCCAGGGCAGUAAAUGGUGUCAUAAGGAGAGCAGCAGAUGCAAUCACUAAUCUUGCUCAUGAGAAUAGCAGCAUUAAAACUCGUGUUAGAAUUGAGGGUGGUAUCCCACCUCUUGUUGAACUGCUCGAGUUCCUUGAUGCAAAGGUUCAGAGAGCAGCUGCUGGAGCUCUGAGAACCCUUGCCUUUAAAAAUGAUGAGAACAAGAAUCAGAUUGUGGAUUGCAAUGCUCUACCUACUCUUAUAUUAAUGCUGCGGUCUGAAGAUGCUGCCAUACACUACGAAGCGGUUGGUGUCAUUGGGAAUCUGGUCCACUCAUCCCCAAACAUUAAGAAAGAAGUCCUUGCUGCUGGAGCUUUACAACCUGUCAUCGGGUUACUUAGUUCAUGUUGUUCGGAGAGCCAAAGAGAAGCUGCUUUGCUGCUUGGGCAAUUUGCUGCUACUGAUUCAGACUGUAAGGUGCACAUUGUCCAAAGAGGAGCUGUGAGGCCACUCAUUGAGAUGCUUCAAUCACCAGAUGCCCAAUUAAGAGAAAUGUCAGCCUUUGCACUGGGGAGAUUGGCUCAGGAUGCACACAACCAAGCUGGUAUUGCACACAGUGGCGGUGUAUUGCCAUUACUGAAGCUUCUUGGAUCCAAAAAUGGUUCUCUACAGCAUAAUGCCGCAUUUGCUCUUUAUGGGCUGGCAGAUAAUGAGGAUAAUGUUGCAGAUCUUAUCAGGGUUGGAGGUGUUCAGAAACUUCAAGAUGGCGAAUUUAUUGUUCAGCCAACUAGGGAUUGCGUAGCGAAAACAUUGAAACGACUUGAAGAGAAAAUUCAUGGACGAGUUUUGAGUCAUUUGUUGUACAUGAUGCGUGUUGGUGAGAAAGUUGUUCAAAGACGAGUGGCCUUGGCCCUUGCUCAUCUCUGUUCUCCAGAUGAUCAAAAGACAAUCUUCAUCGAUAACAAUGGACUGGAGUUGCUCUUGGAGAUUCUGGAAUCAACUAACUUGAAGUACCAAAAAGAUAGCUCUUUGGCUUUGUGCAAGGUGGCUAGUAAAGUCAGCUCACUUUCUCCUGUGGAUGCAGCUCCUCCCUCCCCAACACCUCAGGUGUAUUUGGGUGAGAAAUUUGUAAAUAAUCCUACAUUGUCUGACGUGACAUUUUUGGUUGAAGGCAAAACGUUCUAUGCACACAGAAUUUGUUUACUUGCUUCGUCUGAUGCAUUCCGGGCAAUGUUUGAUGGUGGUUAUCGGGAAAGAGAAGCAAAGAACAUAGAAAUUCCGAACAUUAGAUGGGAUGUUUUUGAGUUGAUGAUGAGGUACAUAUACACAGGUUCUGUUGAUGUCACUUUGGAUAUUGCACAAGAUCUUCUGAAAGCUGCCGAUCAGUAUCUUUUGGAGGGGCUUAAGCGCCUGUGUGAAUAUGCCAUUGCACAGGACAUUUCUGUGGAGAAUGUCUCUCUCAUGUUUGAGUUAUCGGAGGCAUUCAAUGCGUUGUCGCUGAGGCAUUCUUGCAUUCUAUUCAUCUUGGAAAACUUUGACAAACUAAGUAUUAUGCCAUGGUACUGUCAGCUGAUCCAACAUAUUUUACCAGAGACGCGAAGCUACUUUAUAAGAGCACUAACGAGACCAGUCCACACUGAGCUACAACAAUAG